UGUGUGAGUGUGUCAAAAGUUGAGCACAAAACUAAGAGGUACUUACAAAUAAUGCCCUGGCUUUUAGCCUCUUCUUUUUUUAUAAAUAAGUUCCAACUCUUAUUCCUCUGUUCUACAAUCCUUACCCUCUAACUUUUCUCAAACUUCAGAAAUAAAAACGUACAAAUGGCAAAUCUUAUCAUCCAAUUUUCAACAACAAUCUUCCUCAUCACUUUUCUUUCCAUCGGAGCUGCAAAGACAGCCGCCAACGACCUUGUCCUAGACGUUGAAGGGAACCCACUCGAAGUAGGCUCAUCCUACUACGUCCGCACUGAACUGUCAAAAGUCGGAAUUGGGGGUGGCCUAGUCGCGGCAUCCAAACCAGACGAGCCUGAAUGCCCUCAAUACGUAGCUCAAUUAGCCGCAGGCUGGUACGGCGAAACCCCAAUAACAUUCCUACCAUCAAACCCAUCACAAAAACACAUCCACAUUUCCUCAGACCUCAACAUAAUGUUCAACACCUCAUCUAGCGUCUGCUCGCAAGGGGCAUGGGAGCUAACCCCCGAUGCCAACUCCGGUAAUCUCCACUUGUCUACCGGAGGUGGUAUUGGAAACCCGAGCCCUCAGACCGCAGCCAAUUGGUUCAAGAUAGAGAAAAGUAUUGCUAUUUCGGGCUGUUACCAACUCGAAUAUUGUCCGUCUAGUAGUACAAUCGAUGGGUUUGCAGCUAAGAAAGAUAUCGUAUGCGGCGCUAUCGAUGCUACUGAUGGCACAGAUGACGACCGCAUGUUGUGGUUAGGUCUAGUUCCAAGAAGGCCUGAUUUCUUCCACAUUUUAAGUUUCAUUAAAGCUUAAGUGUCGCGUUGUCUUCCUUGCUCCAAAGUACAUUGCUACGCAUGUAAUUCAAUAUAUAAAUAAUAAGAAGGUUGUAUGAAUAAGUAUAACAAUAAUGUAUGAUGUAUUAUCAACAACAAGAUUUUAUGUUGGAAAUUUAUCUUCAUUUGAGCACUUAA
Messenger RNA from Chenopodium quinoa (quinoa), 992 nucleotides. RefSeq names its product miraculin-like. The transcript has a single exon. Gene Ontology annotation, molecular function: endopeptidase inhibitor activity. The coding region runs from base 166 to 834 and encodes 222 amino acids. NCBI's taxonomy places the organism in Eukaryota, Viridiplantae, Streptophyta, Magnoliopsida, Caryophyllales, Amaranthaceae. The record is from RefSeq and is a predicted model, not a curated record.